AUGCCUUCGUCCCCGAACCAAACUCAAUCCCAUUCCACGUACGAAUCGGUUCCUCGACCUCGUCGAGACCAGACCCCGCAGACAUACACAUACCAACAAGCCGGCGCGUCGAGCACCCUCAAUGCUUGGCUCUCGGAAGCCGAUUCGAAGGCGCCGUUCCACGCCGUCGGUGGGUACCGGCCCAUGACCACCGCUUCCGGCAGCGGUGCGAACAUGUGGGGUUCGGCGCCGGCCCCGAGCAGCACCGGCGCGACGUACGGCAGUGGGCGCAGCGCUCAUAGCUGA
Molecule: messenger RNA, 285 nt
Organism: Colletotrichum higginsianum IMI 349063
Lineage: Eukaryota; Fungi; Ascomycota; Sordariomycetes; Glomerellales; Glomerellaceae
Exons: 1
Coding region: 1-285 (94 amino acids)
Source: RefSeq, a predicted model, not a curated record